AUGGAUAAGAAUCCUGACGCCCCUAGUCAGCGGCCUCCCACCCCGGAGAAUGAGAGGGUCCUAGUGAUCCAGCAUGACCCAGCCAAAUGGAACGGCCAUCGCUCAGUGUCAUCGCGUGGGCAGCUCAUGCGUGAUUUCAUAGAGCUGGGGUUCCCGUACGAGAGGGCGAAGGAUCUUGUAGAAGUGGAGUUUGCGGCUAGGACACCCUUUGUCAGACCACCAGGAGGUGGAGGGGUAUCUCAGGGGUCAGUCGCUGAUCCAUCGAGCGUCAGUAGAGGUCUUAUUCCUGCGCCAUCAAUCGUGAGUAGUUCCCACAGCCCUGCUCCGCACAGUGCCUCUGACACAUUUGGCAGGAACCCUCAUAAUCGUUCCCCCUCUCCGGAUUUCGAUCCGCGACCACCGCCCUCUGAGAUGACCCUCGACAUGCUGCGUCAAGAACUGCGCGACGAAGGCAUAAGCGAACCUUACAUUGAGAAAUUCAUUACAAAGAGCAGGUUAUUCAAAUAUCGCCCUACCUCCUCACGCCACAGAGUCGAGUGCCCUCCACCAGGCUCCAUACCGCCAGGGCUCGUUUGGGCUAAGAACCCAGUUAAAGAACGCGAUUCUAUGAAAAGUCUAUUCCUGUGGCUCGGGUCCCCACUAGAAGCCGUAAGAGGCUAUUGUGAGGAGCAAUUUGGACCUGAAACCAGAGCUGACCGAGACCAAUCUGCAAGGACUGCCACUGCCCCGAGCAGAUAUAACAAUUCUAGUGAGUAUAGAAAGUGCCAGGGUAUGUUUAACGAGUUGAAGAGCUUACUUCUGCAAAACUGUCUUGAUCUUGUCCAGCAACGAGAGGAGUGGCGCCAAGUUAUUCUAGGAUUGGGGUCCGGGCCAAUGAGCGAGAACGCGGUCAGAUUUAUUCUAGACGAUAUUUUCGGCCCUGAGACUGAAGCCAACAGAGCAGCGAGAAACCCCGGCCCGGACUGGAUGCGAAUCUGGGAUGUAUGUAACGCAGCAGCUAAGUGA
Cadophora gregata is the source of this 1005-nucleotide messenger RNA. RefSeq lists its product as uncharacterized. The transcript has a single exon. Bases 1 to 1005 code for a protein of 334 amino acids. The record is from RefSeq and is a predicted model, not a curated record. NCBI's taxonomy places the organism in Eukaryota, Fungi, Ascomycota, Leotiomycetes, Helotiales, Ploettnerulaceae.